This is a messenger RNA of Cordyceps militaris CM01, 4062 nucleotides long. Its product is annotated as niemann-Pick C1 protein precursor. The record is from RefSeq and is a predicted model, not a curated record. The transcript is spliced from 5 exons. Bases 1 to 4062 code for a protein of 1353 amino acids. Gene Ontology annotation, cellular component: membrane. NCBI's taxonomy places the organism in Eukaryota, Fungi, Ascomycota, Sordariomycetes, Hypocreales, Cordycipitaceae.
AUGUCCGGUGAAGAAGUACGUGUGGAAAUGCGCAAAGACGAUCAUGACAGCGCAUACAGCCCUCAGGCGCCCCAGAUUGAUUGUGGGACAAAGGCGCCACUCACUGCCUGCCGUGGCCAGGAGUGCCACGUCUUUUCAGUAGCGUUGGUACCUGGCUGUGGCGCGUCAUCCUUCACCAGCCCUUUGGACAGUCUUGAACUGCAGCGGGCUGCAGCUUCUCCAAACUCGCCCGCGCACCCACGACUCAACAUGCGUCACAACGCUGUGACUGUCCGACUCGCCGCCGCCGCCGCCAUUGGCACGGCGCUGGUCAGCGCCUCGGAAUAUACGCCAAAGCAUGAACAGGGACGAUGUGCCUUCCGCGGUCAAUGUGGCAAGCAGAGCUUCUUCGGAAAGGAGCUGCCCUGCGUCGAAAACGGUCUCGCCCAAGACCCGGAGGCCGAGCUUCGGAGCGAGCUGGUUGACCUCUGCGGCGAGGAAUUUCGCGAAGGGCCCGUUUGCUGCACUCUGCCCCAAGUCCAAGCUCUCAAAUCCGAACUCGGCACCCCAAAUACCCUGAUUGGAUCCUGCCCGGCAUGCAAGCACAACUUUUUCAACACAUUCUGCAAGUUUACUUGCUCUCCGGACCAGUCACUUUUUGUCAACGUAACAAGUGCCGCCGAAAAGGGAGACCAGCUGCUCGUCACUGAACUCGAUCAUCUCAUCUCGAACGAAUACGGCGCUGGCUUCUACGACAGCUGCAAAGAGGUCAAAUUUGGCGGCGCCAACUCGAGAGCUAUGAACCUCAUUGGAGGCGGCGCCAAGGAAUACACUGCGUUUCUCAAGUUUCUCGGAGAUAAGAAGCUCGUGGGAUCCCCGUUCCAGAUCAACUUCCCACGAACCUACGACGACCCGGCUAUGGGGCCCCUUGAUAUGAAAGCGAAAAAGUGCAAUGACGAAGACCCCAAUUACCGCUGUGUCUGCGUUGAUUGCCCCGAAGUCUGCCCCGAUCUUCCCGAGGUCAAGCAAAAUCAUUCGUGCCGAGUUGGUGCGCUUCCAUGCUUGUCAUUUGCCUCCAUCUUCAUUUACAGUAUACUACUCUUUGCUCUGGCGGCGCUCUUAUCUGGCCAUGUGGUAUGGAAGAAAUUCUCCAAGAGGCGAGCCGAGCGGACUAGGCUUCUGCACGAGGCUUCCCACAGUGAUGAUGAGGACGAAGGUGGCCCCGUUCAAUCCGAGGCCAUGCGUGAUCGUCCCGUGAAACGAUACUGGUUGAAUGAUCGGUGCGACAAGGCAUUUUACCAACUUGGACUUUCUGCUGCCAACGCCCCUGCCCUAACCAUCACAAUUUGUCUUGUUGUAGUAGCGAUUCUGAGCGCUGGUUGGGUUCACUUUGACCUAGAAAAGGAACCCGCUCGACUAUGGGUUAGUCCGUCAUCUGCUGCAGCGCAAGAAAAGGCGUAUUUCGAUGACAAUUUUGGACCAUUUUAUCGUGCUGAGCAGGCCUUUCUUGUCAAUGACACGUUAUCAGACGGUCCUUCUCCAGUUCUCAGCUACGAAACUCUUCAGUGGUGGAUUGGCGUGGAACGAAGCAUUCAAAACCUCGAGAGCCCGACCUAUGGCAAAUAUCUUCGUGAUCUUUGCUUCAAACCAACAAAUGAUGCAUGCGUCAUCCAGUCUGUUUCGGCAUACUGGCAGUCCAAGGGCGGCUUUGGACGUAAGACGUGGCAAGAUGAGCUCCGUGCCUGCGCAAAAAGCCCAGUUGAAUGUCGUCCCGACUUUGGCCAACCCAUCGAACCAGAGAUGAUUCUGGGCGGCUACGACUCUGACGUUGCGCACGCCAAGGCAAUUACAGUCACCUGGGUUGUCAAUAAUGCUCCUGGAGGCACCAUCGAAUUCGCUCAUGCCGUUGACUGGGAGAAUACCCUCCGCGACAGGCUUCUGCAAGUUCAACAGGAGGCUGCUGACCGCGGUCUCCGCCUCUCUUUCAACACCGAAAUCAGUCUCGAGCAGGAGCUCAACAAGUCCACCAAUACCGAUGCCAAGAUUGUCGUCAUCAGUUAUGUCGUCAUGUUCAUCUACGCCUGCUUGGCUCUGGGUAUGCCUUUGAAGCACAUCUUCCGCAACCCUGCCGUACUUUUGGUAGAGUCCAAGGUUACUCUCGGACUGGUUGGCAUAAUGAUUGUGCUCAUGUCCAUCUGCGCGUCUAUCGGUUUCUUUUCUUGGGUGGGACUCAAGGCCACAUUGAUUAUUGUCGAGGUCAUUCCCUUUAUCGUGCUGGCGGUCGGUGUUGACAACAUUUUCCUCAUCGUUCAUGAGUUGGACAGGGUGAACCUGAGCUGCCCUGACCAGAUGGUCGAAGAGCGAGUCGCCCGAGCGCUCGGCAGAAUGGGUCCUUCCAUCCUGUUCUCCGCUCUGACGGAAACCGUCGCUUUUGCACUUGGAGCCGCUGUCGGCAUGCCAGCUGUUCGCAACUUUGCUGCAUACGCGGCUGGUGCUGUACUCGUCAACGCCAUCUUACAAAUGACCAUGUUUGUGUCGUUCCUUGCACUCAACCAGCUGCGCGUCGAGGACUACCGCUGCGAGCUGUGGCCAUGGUGGCAAGUCAAGACAGCCCGAGUACACCUGACCUCUGGCAACGGCUACGCUACGGGCAGAGCAUCGGAUGUCGAUGAAGAAAGUAUGCUGCAGGUGUUCAUUAAGAACACGUACUCCACCGCUAUCCUGGCUAGAAAAGCCAAGGUCGUCAUCAUUGCAGUAUUCCUUGGCAUGUUUGCUGCGGCGAUAGCCUUGCUUCCAACGAUGGAAAUCGGUCUUGACCAGAGGGUUGCCAUUCCCGAUGGAUCCUACCUAAUUCCCUACUUCAACGAUAUGUACGCAUACUUUGGCGCUGGGCCUCCUGUUUAUUUUGUUGCAAGAGAGAAUGUUGCGCAGCGGACCGAGCAACAGGAGCUCUGCUCACGGUUUACCACUUGCCAACAGCUCUCAUUGACGAACACACUGGAAAUGGAGAGGCGCAGGUCCGAUGUGUCAUAUAUUGCAUCGCCCACUGCCAGCUGGAUUGAUGACUUUUUCUUGUGGCUGAACCCAGCCUAUGAGACGUGCUGCACCAAGGGUCGGUCUGCCUGCUUCGCUGACAGAGACCCUGCCUGGAACACCAGCCUGUCCGGUAUGCCUCAGGACGACGAAUUCCUGCACUACCUCGACAAAUUCUUGAACAGCAACGCCGACGAGGAUUGCCCGCUUGGAGGCAAGGCUGCCUACGGCCAGGCCGUGGUCCUUGACCAAGCUGGUACUGGCAUCAAAACCAGCCACUUCAGGACGGCUCACACGCCGCUCCGCAGUCAACAAGACUUUAUCAACGCCUACUCGUCCGCUCGCCGCAUCGCAUCCGAUAUCUCGGAGCGAACCGGUGCCGACGUCUUUCCGUACAGCGUAUUUUACAUCUUCUUUGAUCAGUACCUUACAAUCGUUCCCCUCACCGCCGGCCUCCUUGCCGCGGCCGUCGGCAUCAUCUUUGUCGUGGCCUCUGUGCUGCUUGGCUCCGUCCUCACGGCCGCUGUCGUGGCCGUCACCGUGGUCAUGAGUGUCGUCGACAUCAUGGGCGCCAUGGCCGUCUUUGGCGUGUCCCUCAACGCCGUGUCCCUUGUCAACCUCAUCAUUUGCGUCGGCAUUUCGGUCGAGUUCUGCGCCCACAUUGCGCGGGCUUUCAUGUUUCCCUCGCGCACCGUGCUCGAGAGUAACACCAACGACCUGCGCGGCCGUGACGCGCGUGCCUGGACCGCGCUCGUCAACGUCGGCGGCUCCGUCUUCUCCGGCAUCACCGUCACCAAGCUGCUCGGUGUCUCGGUGCUGGCUUUUACGCGCUCCAAGAUUUUCGAGAUUUACUACUUUCGCGUGUGGCUCGCGCUUGUUGUCUUUGCGGCGCUUCACGCGCUCGUCUUUCUGCCCGUGGCCCUGAGCAUCGCCGGCGGCAGCGGCUAUGUUGACCCGGAGAGCGAGGGCACGGCCGCCCAGGACCUCACGGACCGUCGGUGGCGCGCAAUUCGCAUCGGCGACCAGAGCGAUUCCGAGGACGAAUACUAA